GAAUGCCUUGUGACUCGAACGUUUUGGCUCCCGAGCACCACAAACCCGGAAGUUGAAGACCUGUGUGGGCAUUUAUACUCAGAGAAGAAGGAAACUCUCUACACCAGUCUAGCGGCUGAAGAACUUUUUCACAAUGGACAUAGAUGAUGAAGAGAAUAUGAGUUCAGGCAGCAUUGAUGUUAAAGAGAAUCACAACAUGGACAACAUUUCAUCUAAAGAUGGGAGUGUGCAAGGCACCGGAGAGGGGAACCAGCUCUCCAAUGGUGGUGGCGCUAGCAGCAGGAAACGACCCUUGGAAGAGGGAAGCAAUGGCCACGCCAAGUUCCGCACAAAGAAAAGGAAGAAAACACCAGGGCCGGUCUUGCCCAAAAACGCUCUCAUGCAGCUGAAUGAAAUCAAGCCUGGCUUGCAAUACAAACUUCUCUCCCAAACAGGACCUGUUCAUGCCCCUAUUUUUGUGAUGGCAGUAGAGGUUAAUGGGCAGCUGUUUGAAGGCUCCGGCCCUACAAAAAAGAAAGCGAAGCUCCAUGCAGCUGAGAAGGCCCUGAGGUCUUUUGUUCAGUUUCCGAAUGCUUCUGAAGCACAUCUUGCCAUGGGAAGAACUCUUUCCGUAAAUACGGACUUCACCUCUGAUCAGGCAGAUUUCCCAGAUACCCUCUUCAAUGGCUUUGAAAACCCUGCCCAGUCUGAUCUUUCCUUUUAUCUGGAGUCCAACGGAGAAGGUUCCUUUAGCUCCAGUGCAGACUAUAAUUUGUCAUCUUCUGCGGCCUGUAGCCUUGUACAGUCGUCUCUCCCUGCUCCAUCACCAUACCCCUCAACAAGUGGGAAGAAUCCAGUCAUGAUAUUGAAUGAACUCCGACCAGGCUUAAAGUAUGAAUUUCUCUCAGAAAGUGGAGAAAGUCAUGCUAAGAAUUUUGUAAUGGCUGUGUCAGUGGAUGGCCAAACGUUUGAAGGAUCUGGAAGAAACAAAAAACUUGCAAAAGCACGCGCCGCUCAGUCAGCUCUUGCAUCCUUGUUUAACAUGCAGUUGGAUCAAACACCAUCUCACCAACCUAUUCCUAGUGAAGGACUUCAGUUACACCUGCCUCAGGUUUUAGCUGAUGCCGUUGCACGCUUGGUGGUAGAUAAAUUCAGCGAUUUGACAGAUAAUUUUACAUCGCCCCAUGCACGUAGAAAAGUGCUAUCUGGAGUAGUCAUGACAACAGGUACUGAUGUGAAAGAUGCUCAGGUUAUAAGUGUUUCUACAGGAACAAAGUGCAUUAAUGGAGAAUAUAUGAGUGAUCGUGGUCUUGCAUUGAAUGAUUGCCAUGCUGAAAUUAUAGCACGUAGAUGCUUGCUUAAAUUUCUCUAUACACAACUUGAACUGCUCUUAUGUAGUAAGGAAGAUCAGCAAAAAUCUAUUUUUAUCAAAUCAGAACGAAGCGGGUUUAAAUUGAGAGAAAAUGUACAGUUUCAUCUCUAUAUCAGCACCUCUCCUUGUGGCGAUGCUCGGAUUUUCUCACCACAUGAAGCGGCACAAGAAGAUCAGGGAGACAGACAUCCAAACCGGAAAGCAAGAGGACAGCUACGGACGAAAAUUGAAUCUGGGGAAGGAACGAUCCCUGUCAGAUCUACAACUACAAUCCAGACGUGGGAUGGAGUCCUACAGGGAGAAAGAUUGCUUACUAUGUCGUGCAGUGAUAAGAUAGCCAGAUGGAACGUGCUUGGUAUUCAAGGAGCAUUACUUACCCUCUUUGUUGAGCCAAUUUACUUCUCUAGCAUUAUCUUGGGGAGCUUGUACCAUGGAGACCAUCUAUCCAGAGCAGUAUACCAGCGAAUAGCAGAGAUAGAAGAUUUACCCCCUCUCUAUAUACUCAACAGACCUUUACUCAGUGGUAUCAGUAAUGCUGAAGCCCGCCAACCAGGAAAAGCACCUAAUUUCAGUGUAAACUGGACCAUAGGAGAUGCUGGUCUUGAAGUGAUUAAUGCUACAACAGGCAAGGACGAAAUGGGCCGUGCAUCCCGUCUUUGUAAGCAUGCUCUGUACAGUCGCUGGAUGCGAGCUUAUGCAAAGCUUUCUUCCAGUCUUCGUUCAAAUGUCAGUAAACCAAACAUGUACCACGAAAUGAAGCAAGCAGCUGCCGAAUAUCAAACUGCCAAAGAGUGUUUGUUCAAAGCAUUUUCAAAGGCAGGACUUGGCGCCUGGGUGGAGAAGCCCAUAGAACAAGACCAGUUUUCCCUUGUAGUCUGAUCCAUGGAUGCCCUCUGCUUGGAAGAGGGGAUAGGAUGGAAACCCCGACGUCAGCAUUUCAUCUACUCAGCUGAAACAGCAGCUUUUAGAUUUUUAUUGUGGUUUUUUGUUGGGGAGAGGCUGACUCGAGACCAUUUUUUUCUUUUGCUGAAGUAUUAAAACCUUUGGAAAACUGAUAAUACAAUAACUAGUCUAGAAUUAAUACAAAAUUAUUCCAUUACCUCCUAAGGAACUAUUGUUUGCAGGGGUGGGGGAACCCACAAUGCAAUUCAAAGUGAUACAUCUGGAUAAUUUAAAAAUUAUUUUACUGCAUUGUUACCAGGUGCAUGAUUAAUGUAAACCACAGAGGAUUUUACACAACACUUUUGACUAAGUGGUUUGUUUUUGUGUUCUUUUAGAGCCCAAGAGACAGAUUAUUUAUGUGCUUCUUAUAGAUUUUUAUUUUUUAAAUAAUUGAGCUCACAAAACCAGACUGGAGUUUGGCUAGCUAUUUCCCCCUGCUUCCUUGCUCUUUAAAAACCAGCUGCUGAAAACUUUGUCUCUUUGCUUUAUGUAUUUAUUAUUGUGUGAUCCAGUUUUUAACAUGCCACUUUUUAUUCCAUUUUUAAAGUAUUUGUCUUCACUUCCCAUUUA
Molecule: messenger RNA, 2863 nt
Organism: Lacerta agilis (Sand lizard)
Lineage: Eukaryota; Metazoa; Chordata; Lepidosauria; Squamata; Lacertidae
Gene: ADARB1
Product: adenosine deaminase RNA specific B1
Exons: 11
Coding region: 134-2230 (698 amino acids)
Biological process (GO): RNA processing; adenosine to inosine editing
Cellular component (GO): cytoplasm; nucleolus
Molecular function (GO): double-stranded RNA binding; tRNA-specific adenosine deaminase activity; double-stranded RNA adenosine deaminase activity
Source: RefSeq, a predicted model, not a curated record